This is a messenger RNA of Gastrolobium bilobum, 2697 nucleotides long. Its product is annotated as lysine-specific demethylase JMJ25-like. Gene Ontology annotation, molecular function: histone H3K9 demethylase activity; chromatin DNA binding; transcription coregulator activity. The record is from RefSeq and is a predicted model, not a curated record. NCBI's taxonomy places the organism in Eukaryota, Viridiplantae, Streptophyta, Magnoliopsida, Fabales, Fabaceae. Gene Ontology annotation, biological process: regulation of transcription by RNA polymerase II. The transcript has 9 exons. Bases 1 to 2697 code for a protein of 898 amino acids. Gene Ontology annotation, cellular component: histone deacetylase complex; chromatin.
AUGGCACGCGGAGGGAACACAGUGACUGAGGAACCCAUUCCUCUUGAUGCAAACGCAACUCAUCAAGAAGCACAACACGGUGAUGAAGGCGCCGCCGAAAUGGUGAAAAUCGAUGAAAAUGCUGAGUUCUUGAACGGUGAAGGUUCUGCUAAAGCGGUGAAAGAAGGUUCUUCUUCUUCUUCUCGUCAAGUUGUUGUGAAAAAGAAGCGAGGAAGGAAGAAAGGGCAACGGAACAAAGUGAGAGAGGAAGCCAUUCCUCUGGACUCAAACGCAACUCAUCAAGAAACACUACACGGUGAUGGAGGCGCCUCCAAAAUGGUGAAAAUCGAUGAAAAUGCUGAGUUCUUGAACCGUGAAGGUUCUGGUAAAGCGGAGAAAGAAGGUUCUUCUUCUUUUGGUCAAGUUGUUGUGAGAAAGAAGCGCGGAAGAAAGAGUAAAGCGAAGAAAGAAGAAGAAGAAGAACUUGUAAGUGGAAAUAAGAGAGGUAAGAAAAAUGAUUCUUCUGUAAGCGAAGACGUUCAGAAUCAUUAUGCUUUUAGGGACCGUAAAGACAACAACAAAAGGGAGAUUAUGCCAAAAAUCAACAAAGACCGUAAAUGGAUCGAAGAGGAGUCCUUAAUGUGCCAUCAAUGUCAGAGAAAUGAUAAAGGCAGGGUUGUGAGGUGCAAAAGUUGUAAGAGUAAAAGAUAUUGCAUACCCUGUUUAAAUAAUUGGUAUCCUCACUUGAAAGAGGAUGAUAUUGCUGAGAAAUGUCCUGUCUGCUGUGGUAAUUGUAAUUGCAAAGCAUGCUUGCGAUCCAAGGAACUUAUUAAAGAAAUGAAGAAAGUUGUGGAAACCAAUAAAGAUGGGAAAACCAAAAAAGAUGAGGAGAUUGAGCACCAUAAGUAUUUGCUGAAAGCACUUCUUCCGUACUUAAGACAGUUGGAUGAAGAACAAAUGAUUGAGAAGGAGAUAGAAGCUAAGAUAAGAGGGCUCUCGCUCUCAGAGCUAAAUAUAGAAAAAGCAGAUUACUCUAUGGAUGAGCGUGUAUACUGUGACAACUGCAAAACAUCAAUAUUUGAUUACCACAGAAGCUGUACAAAAUGCUCUUUUGAUCUUUGUCUGAUCUGUUGCCGUGAGCUUCGUAGUGGGCAGCUUUUAGGUGGUGGAGAUCCAAUUGAGUUAGAGUUUGUCUUCCGAGGUCGUGGUUAUUUGCAUGGUGAAGAAGAAAAAAGAAAGGAAGAAGGCAAAACAUCACAUGCUGAUGCUAAGCCUGGGAUUCGUGAAUGGUCAAGGUUUGAGUGGCGUGCAGAAAGUGAUGGUAGCAUUCCUUGUCCAAAAGUCAACGAUGCAUGCAACCAUAGCUUUCUUGAACUGAGAAGCAUAUUUGGUCCAAAUGAUAUCUCUGAGUUAGUAUGUAAAGCAGAAGAACUGGCCAAAGCGUAUAAGCUUCAAGAUGCAGUUGAGACUCUUGACAAUUGGUGUUCAUGUUUGAAGCGGGGUGGAAACACAGAUGUUAGAUAUAAUAAUAUGAGGAAGGUGGCUUCUCGUGAAGAUUCCAGUGACAAUUGUUUAUACUGUCCUAGGGCUGUAGAUCUACAGCAUGAGGAUUUAAGGCAUUUUCAAUGGCAUUGGAACAAAGGGGAGCCUGUCAUUGUUAGCAAUGUACUUGAAUGCACAUUUGGUUUAAGCUGGGAACCACUUGUCAUGUGGCGUGCAUUCCGUCAGAUAACGAACACCAAACAUCAUCAACAUUUGGAUGUGAAGGCAAUUGAUUGCUUAGAUUGGUGUGAGCGAGAGAUUAAUAUCCAUCAAUUCUUCACUGGUUACACAAAUGGUCGUAAGGAUUGGCUUGAUUGGCCUCAAGUAUUGAAAUUAAAAGAUUGGCCUCCUUCUAAUUUAUUUGAGGAACGUUUACCUCGUCAUUGUGCUGAGUUCAUAUAUUCCUUGCCCUAUAAGGAAUAUACAGAUCCUCUCAGAGGUGCUCUUAACCUUGCUGUGAAGUUGCCUCAGCGUUGUCUAAAGCCACACAUGGGGCCAAAAACAUAUAUUGCGUAUGGAUUUGUUCCGGAGCUUGGGCGUGGUGAUUCUGUGACUAAGCUCCAUUGUGAUAUGUCUGAUGCAGUAAAUGUGUUGACUCAUAUAGCUGAAGUGAAAUUGGAUUCUAAACAACUUACUGCCAUUGAGAAAUUGAAACAAAAGCACCUUGAGCAAGACAAAAGGGAGCUACGCAGAGAUGAUCAGGGUGGAGAAACUGAUGUUGACAUGUUGGGUAAUUCAUCUUCUAAUGUAAAUGCUUCUGAAAAGCAAAAUAGUGUUCAAGCCAUGGAACAUGAAAGUGGAUUAUGUGAUGGAAAAGUGGUUGAGCAGUUUCAUCAACCCUCUGGUGGGAAUGAGGUUGCCAUUGCUAACGAGGAUGAUCUUUCAUGUGGGUCCGAGCUCAAAGAGGUUGAGAAAGAGAAAUUGAAGCAAGAAAACAGUAUGUUAGUUGGGGGAGAUGCUUCAGAAGGUGCUCUCUGGGAUAUUUUUCGUAGACAGGAUGUACCUAAACUGCAGGAAUAUCUGAUGAAGCAUUUCAGAGAGUUCAGGCAUGUCCAUUGCAGUCCUUUAAAGCAGGGCUGUCAGUUCUUGUUAUUUCAGUUAGAUCAGCCUAGCUUGCUCUGCAAGCCUCAUCUGUAUCUCUAUAAAUUGAUCUCUGCAGAUGCCAGAGCAUCAUAA